CUAUAUUAUUAUGAUAAUCAAUAUAUAUUGGAUAUUAUUUAUUAGUCAUUAAAGAAAUUGAAAAUCUAUUAGUUAAUCAGUUUUAGAUACAGUUUGUAUCAUUAAAUUAACGAACCGUGUGUCGUAGGCGUAGCUACUGUUAAGUUAUUAUUUUUGUUCAAAAAUAUUCGAAUUCCAAACAAACUUAUAAUAUUAUGAAUUAUUUUUCAAGUUGAUACAGUAAUAUCCAUUAAUAAUGUGGGAACCAUCGAAUUUAGCAGAAAAAAAAUUUAACGCUGAAACGAACAGACUGAUAGGCGAAGCACAAUUGCACGAAUUUGGCUCAUUUCUGGAAAACUUUGUAGAACAAACUGCAUCUCAAAAAAGGAAAUUUUCGAAUAAUUACAAUAUAACAGCUCAGUUAAUUUCCAUAGAAGAACAAGCUCAUAACAAUGAAUCCAUAGGUCAUUUAGUUCAUUCAGAUAACAAGAUUUUAAGUAGAAUAUUAGCUACACUAGGUGGUAUGUGCCAAGAAAUAGGCAUGCUCGUUAUCGAAGCUGAAAAGUUAUAUCCCAGUUUUGUUUUGUAUGAAGAUUCCAUUGAUAAAUCAUCACAGCAUAAAUCCAUUAGUAAGAUCUUAGAACCUUUGCAAUGCAUUCACUUAUUUGUGAAAAGAGUACAUUCUGUUGUAGUUCUAUCUUUAAAACAAAUAUGUUGUUUAUUAGGAAAAAAUAUAUAUUCUUCAGGUAACCAUUCAGCUUUCCCAGAAGUUUUACAUAAAAUAGGCGACGUUUUAAUAUGUUUGUUAAAAUUUGAUAAUUUGUUGGAAAAUCAGGUGUUAAAAGAUCAUUGGUUUUGGUACAGGAAAUACAUUCGAAAUCAAUCGCAUUCUAAUAAGUUAGGUGUUGAUAGAAACAGGAUUAGAUCUUUGGAUAAAAUGUUGCAACAUUUUGAAAAUGAUCUACUAACAGGCCAAAUUCUAAAAGGAGUCAUAGAAAAAUGUUUCGAAGAUAAAACAUUUUAUUAUCAAAUGAAAAAUUGUACUAUAAAUCAAGAGAUUCAUUCGUUUAUAAUAAAUUUACUCACUGAAUUAGAAAAAGAAGAAGAGGCAUGUCCUGAAAAUUGGUGGAAAAUGAAUAUUUUUAUAAUUUUUUACUUUACCAUAUUUGAAAGUACCGAUAAGAAAUUAAUUAAACAUGUAUUAGAUGUUAAUAAGAAAAAUUCAACUUGUACCCUUAUUGGAAACAUUUUGUGGUAUCCCGAGCAAUUUUUACUAAAACAUUUAAAUAGUUUGGAAAAAUACAUUGAUGAAAGAGCAAUAGAAAAUCAUAGGCUAAAUUUAGUUAGUGUUAAAAACUCAAACUUUCCUAAAGAAUGUAACAGUCUUUGUCUUCAAGUAUGCUAUUUUUUAAUAGAAUUAGAACACUUUUCGAAAUUAGAUACCAACAAUAUUAAGCUCAGGGAACUGCAAGCCAUAGUAGCCUCAUUAGACAAUGGCUUAAAACUGUUGAAAAAAAUUCGUUUUUCAGUCCAGUGGAUGCUAAACAUACACGCCGAAAAAAAUCUACCUCUUCAAAAAUCAGUUUUACUCUCAAUAUGCAGGUUAAUCGAAAUUUUAAAAUGCAUUCCAUUGAUUUUUAAAAAGAAUAUAGUUGCUUUAACUUAUAUAAUUCUGCUAACGACCCAGCAUUUAUGUUACAAAGCUUUAUCAUUACUGAAUAACAUAAAAAAACAAUUUACUCAAGAAAAAUCUUAUAAUGAGCGUCAACUCGAUGUUUUAUCUUCUUUAAAUUUGUGUGAACAGGCACUGAAAUCUGCCCCUACGUUAAAAAGCAUUCUAAUAGCCAAUUUAGCACUAUCAGCUAGUGGUUUAAAUUCAAACGAAGUACAAAAAAUGAGGCAGGUUUUAUCGAAAUUAGAAACUAUAGUAGGCUUUUCUAACAGUUUAAAAGAUACCAGCAGUUGUUUCUUCAUGUAUUGGCAUCAAAAUUAUAUGUUGCCUGUAUAUUUUUCAAAAAUGUUGGCUUCCAGAACUGACUUAUCUAGACAUUAUUUGAUCAUAAACAGUUUAAACGAUUUUUCAAGUGAGUUAACUGAUAAGGUUAUCGAAGAAAACUUUUAUAAUCCAUUGGAACAGAUAAUAGAACGAAAUUUGAGAUUACAAACUCACUUGCAUUUAGAAUUACCUCCUAUGGAUCCGUUUGAAAAUUAUUUUGCUAUACAUUUUAACAAAUACCUACCGAUAGCGUUGCAUGGAGGGUAUAAAAACAUUAAAAAUAACGUUGAGCAUCAUUUAAGUACCAUAUUUUAUAAUUUAACAUCUGUGGUUUUGCAUAAUUGGAAAACGUAUGGUGAGAUGAGACGUUUGGCAUAUUUACAAUAUGGAUUAGACACUAUCGAUGAUAAUUUACCAAUACAAACUUUAGAGCAAGGAUUGGAUGUUUUAGAAAUUAUGAGAAACAUUAACAUUUUCGUUAGCAAAUAUCUUUAUAAUAUGAAUUCUCAAGUUUUCAUAGAAAGAAUGAGCGACAAUAAGCAUCUGAACUCAAUAAAUAUAUCUCAAGUUGCCAAUUCUAUUCGAACACACGGCAUAGGCAUCAUGAACACCACUGUGAAUUUCACCUAUCAAUUUUUAAGAAGCAAAUUUUACAUUUUUUCCCAAUUCAUCUACGACGAACAUAUUAAAUCUAGAUUGAUAAAGGAUUUGCGAUUUUUUUCUGAAUACAAAAUCGAACUAAACCAAAUGUACCCAUAUGAAAGGGCGGAAAAAUUCAAUACAGGCAUUAGAAAGUUAGGUUUAAACGAACAAGGCGAGAGUUAUUUAGACUUAUUCAGAAAAGUCGUUACACAAAUUGGUAACGCCAUCGGAUAUGUCAGAUUAAUAAGAUCGGGAGGUAGAAGAUGUCUGGCAGAUGGAACGUGUUUCAUCCCCGAUCUGAAAAAUACUUCAUUAAAAGACGCUAUUAACAACGAACCGAUACCAGAUUUGACCAAAAAAGCAACCGACGGUUUAUUGGAAACGUUACAAAUGUAUUUAGAUAACAUAGAAGAUGCUACCGAAUAUUUUAAACUGUUGGUAAAAGUUUUCGUGCCAGUUUUACGUAACAAACAAAACAUUCAUUUGAAAAACUUUUACGCCAUUUUUCCCCCGUUAACCAUAAACUUUAUAGAAUAUUCUUUGAAUUGCAAGGAGAGGUUAAAUAAACGAAAUAAGACGGAAUAUACGUUCACUGAUGACGGUUUCGCGCUGGGUUUAGCUUAUAUCGUAGAUAUUUUGCAUCAGCAGGAUAAGUUGAACAGUUUGCAUUGGUUUCAAUCUGUGCAAAAGAAAUUUAAUACCGAUAGGAUCAAGAUUAAAGAGCAAAUGUCUGUUGCUGAUAAUUAUGAUAAUAAGUUGAGGCAAGCUCUGGUAUUGACAGAAAAAAAGGUCGCUUUGUAUGAAAAAGAGUUCAAACUCUUAUAUUAUGGGUACAAUAGUGCGCGGUUGUUUUUCCAAAGUUAGAUUUUUUAUUUCCCCGGAAUGCUACAGCAAAAAAAUAGUCGUCCCUAUCUUUCACAAGCUCAGGCUGCGUUCAGGGUUAAAAUCCACUCGUUAGGGGGUGAAUUAUAGGGAGAUUAUUAUUAUAUAGGGUAUUAUCUAGGGGAAAGUAUUAUUAUUAUUAUUUAAGUGUAAAUUUGUUAAAAUUGUUAAUGCAAACAUAAUAAAUCAUUGUUAGCUUCAUACAUAAAGUAAUAAAUAAUAAACAUAUAUAUUUUUGUAUAUUUCACUAUUACAAAAAGGGUUAAUUCAUUCUCUUAUGUUGAUAGCUCAGAAAUUAUUUACGAGGAAAGCGCCAAUAAUUCCCGGCCUGACAAUGAAGGAGGCAAAGUACAACAACAAGUUUUUAUUAUUUUUCAAUGUAAUCUCCCUUAUCUCAAUGCACUUCUUACAACGUUUAAUUAACAAUUCAAUCCCUUUAAAAAAAUAUUCUUUCGGUUUAUUCUCAAAAUGGGCCAAAACGGCUUCUUGUAACUAAAAAUCGUCCCGAAAAUGUCCUUUUUCAAAUAACUAAACAAAUAAUAAUCGCUGGGAGCCAUAUCUGGACUAUAAGGAGGGUGAUCUAUAUUUUGAAACCCGCAAUCUAGGAUGGCAGCUUGUGUAACGCCAGCAGUAUGAACGGGCUCAUUGUCGUGCAACAACUGCACGCCUCUGGUUAAUUUUCCUCGACGUUUUUCCCGAAUACAUUUCCGCAACUUAUGAAGUAAUGCGGCAUAAUAUGUGCCAUUAACGGUGGUGUUGGUCUCUUUUAAUCAAUCAGAAGGAUUCCUUCACAAUCCCAAAAGAUCGUAGCCAUCACCUUUUUCGUUGAUUGGCAGACUCUAAAUUUUCGUGCGGGGGGGGGGGGGGGGCUUCACCCUUACGGCGCCACUCCAUUGAUUCCCUUUUCGAUAGAGGAUCAUAAUAAAGAACCAUAGUUUCAUCUCCAGUGACUAUUGUUUCCAACACGGGUUCGGAUCAUCUCCACACAGUUCCAAGAACGAUCGAGCACACUCGACACGACGUUGCUUCUGAAUCGCCGAAAGGUGUUUGGAUCAUGAUCAUGGAGGAUUCGGCGAACAGUGGUAUCAGAAAGCUUGGUAAUUUCUGCCAUUUCCUUGACCUUCAAACGUCGGUCACUUAGCACCAGGUUUUCCACAAGGGCUACUUUGUCCUCCGUUAUCACCUCCACUGGCCGUCCAGGUCUUUCGUCAUCUUCAAGGUAUUCCUGACCCAUGCGAAAACGUUUUGCCCAUUCCUUUACUACCGAAUAGGAAGGGGAACUUUGGCCAUAUACGCCAUCGAGUCUUUCUUUAAUAAUUUUAGGUGUAAGCCCUUCUUUUGUUAAAAAUUUAAUAACCGCUCGUACUCAAUUUUCGUCACCUGAGACAUUUUCGGAGAUACUUUAGUUUAAAAUGCUGACAAUUAAAAACUAUUUGACGUAAGUCGCUUAUUUUGUUACCACAGCCUACUAAGGUUUGUAGUUAUAAAAUGUUAAACUUUUAUCCUGAUAAAAUAUCUGCAACUAUGUCAGGCCGGGAAUUAUUGGCGCUUACCUCGUAUACUUAAUCUGUAUUAUUAGGUUCUUUCGUUCGCUGUUGGUGCAGUGUGCACUACUGUCAAUUACACCACCUUAUUUACCUAGUUUACUUCCUCCUUAUUCCUUAUACACCAGUGGAUACUACAUCGCCGACAGGAAGGUGGGAAUUUUACACUGGGCCAAACGAAAGGUUUAGUCUCUGUUGGUGUAGUUCAUUCUUAUAGCAGGGGCAGAAGUUGGAAAGGUUUUUGCCAGUUACUCUAUUCUCGAACUCAUGAAAGCGCUCUCCUACUCGACGGUGAGUCGACUGAUUCAUCACCAGAGUUGCCAGGUGAUCAAAAUUAAAUUGUACAUUUUUUUUUCUCGUAAGUUUAUCGUACACGACACUGGCCUUACUAAUGUGACGUUAUUAGAGGUUGGUUAAUUUAGGAGUUUAUGUGGUUAGGGUUAGGGUAAUUAGACAAUAAUUUAAUUGAAUAAUCAUAUAAAAAAAAAACAAAAGAAAAAAUAACAACCUAUUCUUGUUCAGAAAAAGUUUCAAAAAUAAUUUCGUUUUCUUGUAAUCAUGUAAUCCUUUCUGAUUUUGAUCUUCCAAUUGUUUUUGCCUAUACAUUUUUAAAAAUGUCAUGAAUUUUAUCCUUUCAUAUGUAUUUCCUUAUGUACAGAAGCGACCGGUCAAAUUUUCUGAAACUUUGGUAUGUUACUGUACUCAACCUAGUAACUAAAAGUGUAAAUUGGCUCAACUUAAUCCUAUGACUAGUUUUCGGUAUACAAGGUGUUAAAGUUGAAAAUUGCCUAGUUUUUCGAAAUUUUUAUUUUUAAACUUACGAGCUGGAUUGAAUUUCUGUUGUAUACACACGUUUACUACAUGUUUUAGUACAUAUGUAUAAUUAAAAAUAUUUUUAGCUACAGGGUGAUUCACUAAUUUUACUGUGACGUCAGGGAAGCAUAUUUUUAAAAAAUACUACACAAUAUGGUAUUUUGGCAAUAAAAUAUUAUACAAUACAUUUCCUAUACAGAAUAUUCUAAUAGAAACAGAUUACUCUGUAUAUUUUAAAAUCUUAUGAUUAAAUACUUACUUAAUGUAAUAAUAUUAACUUAUUCAACAGUCAUUUAAAAAAUACAAGGUCGUCUUUUUAAUAAUUUCAAAGCAUAAUUUUAUUUUUUGGUGAUUGGGUAAAUGGUUCACCCUGUAUAAAAAGAAAUUAAUGAAAUAAUUUAUCUGUGGCGCAACUGUAGUUAUUCAUUGUUUGCAAAAAUAUAUUAUUAUUGUGAUUUAUUCGUGAAGCACCCCAUAAAAAUUAUUAGCGGCUUGUGUCCAAAAUAUACAGGGUAUUCGAUAAGUACGAUACAUAACUUCAGGAGCGUAUCCUGGAACUAAACUAUAUUCUGUCAUUGUGAACCACCAAUAUUUUGACUACGAGCCGCAACUGUCUUAAACUGUCCCUUGUAUUGGACAUCUCCCCAAAAUUUAUAUUCUAUGUAAAGAAGACAAUCUAGCUUUUCAGUUUAAAGAAAAUAUAAACUAAAAUCAACAAUUCUCCACUUUAACGCCAUGUAUUAGAAGAUUUGUGUUCGGCGAGUAUCAGCUAACACCGGCCGAUAUAAGAAAAGCACCUCUUGGCGACGUUGUCAAUUACAUUAAAUCUCUAGGCUGGCUCACGAACUACGAGGUGCCUAUCUUCUCAGGAGGAUGCACAAUGGGCCCACUCUCCACACGUUACAGAUACAGACAGAACACCCUGUAUAAGAAAUGUGUAUUGUGCAAUAUGUAGUCGACAAAAUACUAUACCGAGUGGUGCUUUUUGAAAAAAUGCUUCCCUGAGUCACACUAGAAUUAGUGAGAUUUUGCAAAAAAACUACCGUCACAUUUGUGAAUCACCCUGUAAUUAAAAAUAUUUUUAAUUGUACGCAUGUAAUAAUAUAUUACAAAAAUAUUAAACGUGUGUAUGUCACAAAAAUUCAAUCUAGCUCGUAAGUUGGAAAAUAAAAAUGCCGAAAAAUUAGGCAAUUUUUCAGUAUAUCAUAUAAAUACGAUAAUUAUGGUAGGUCUUGCAACACUGCUCUCGCUGUUGACAUGAUUCCUUAUAAUUUUAGUCGAAUGACAUGUGCAGUAAGGCCAAAUCGUGAGAGAGAAGUCUCACACUCAUUUCCCCUUAGUUGCAGAAUACGGCUCCAGUUCUUCCACUUCGUACACAUAAAUUGACAGGUUUGCGGCGGAUCUAGCCGAAGUGGAUGCGAUACAUUGGCGUACAAAAUUAUUUUAUAGGAUGUUAAUAACAAUUUCGAGUAAAUAGUUUAAUAAAUUUUGAAUAGCUGUUGAAAUUUUGUAGAAUUAUGAUUUGGAUAUUAUAAUACAUAAUUAUUUAUAGUCCAUAAAUACAUGCGAUUGUCCGGUUCCGCCAGUAAAAAUUUAAAAUUAUUUAUUCUAUCAAACCACGCUGUCAGGUAAACAUCACUACAAAAUUCUCGAAGUUGUCUGACGUUGCUUUGACGUUUACCCCCCUCUCUACCUACCAAAAGCCUUUCCAACUUCUGCCCCUGCAUUGGCUCAGUGCGAAGUCAUGGUAGGGGAAGCUAGCUACGGAUAAUUCGUGCAUUUUAGGACGAAAUUUUGUAAUUUUGGCAUAUUAAAUACACAUAUACAUUUUACCUUUUUUUUUUAGUAGGUAAAAAUAAUACAAUAAGCAACCGGAGUUGUUGUGUUGAAAAUUGUAAAAAUACUAGCAAAAAAAAAACAGUGAAAAUUAUAAAAAAUUUCAGUAGCAAAGUGGAAAUUAAAUCAAAGAAAUAAAUGGAUAGGUGUACAAUAAGAAGAAAAAUUACCCUUAUUUUUGUAAUAAUAACAGUAAUACUGGAAAUAGUAGAUAUCAGAAACUUUAAAGGUUUUAAAUAAACAAUAAAUUAUCAUUUUACGAUGUUCUUCAACAUCCCUUUAUUCUUAAAUGUUCAACAAGGACUAGAUUUCAAAAUUUCUGCCUUUGAUUAUUGUAUAUGGCUGUAAUGCAAUUUUGUGACUUACUGAUAGGAAACCAGUUUUAAUCAUUUAUUCUGUUUUCUUUCGAACAAAAAUGAAAAUAUAAAUAACAAUCCUUCUGGUUACACAUUUUAACUUCACGCUAUUUUUUAAUGGUAUUUUUUAUUUUGACAAUAGGUUAAUUGUUCAAAGACAACUUAUUAGACUUAGACAAUUUCUCAUAUAUUUUUCCGUAAAUACUGUUGCCUGUCUAUAUUUUAUUAUUGAUUUUUUUAAAUUUAAUUGAUAAAAAUAUAUAAUAAUAAAUUAAUGUUUUACUUGUUUUACAAAUCCAUGUACUUUUAUUAAAACUAACAUAUAUACUUUUUAAUUACGAAUACUAUUAAAAAUUAUUGUCAGUAUACGCAGUCCAUUAGUACCUGAAUGAAUUGGCGCUGUUGUCACGAACGAAACGAAUACACCAGUAGGACGAACGAAAUAACCUAUUGUGUAGAUUUUUUGGUCAAAAUCGAAACAAUUUUUAAACAUUUUCAUCCUAUAUAAUAUAUUAUAAUUAACCUAUAAAUUUUGGUGUAACUUUGAUACCUCCAAAGUGGAUUGACCUCUUAAUAAGCUUAUAUAUACCGACAUAAACUGUUAUAUUUCGAAAAUAGUAAUAGCAAAAAAAGAAUAGGUUUUCCAUAAUACGUUUUGAUUAUUAAAUUGUGAUAAAUAUGUAUAUAUUUGUAUUUAUUGUAAUACUAAUAUUUAUUUUAUUAACGAAUACUUAGUUAUACAUUGAUUAGCAUAGCAAAACUGAAUUGUGCAAUAUUAAAAAAUUCUUAAGAGUG
Messenger RNA from Psylliodes chrysocephalus, 8843 nucleotides. Lineage: Eukaryota; Metazoa; Arthropoda; Insecta; Coleoptera; Chrysomelidae. The record is from the annotation of a GenBank genome assembly.